Molecule: messenger RNA, 1428 nt
Organism: Aspergillus nomiae NRRL 13137
Lineage: Eukaryota; Fungi; Ascomycota; Eurotiomycetes; Eurotiales; Aspergillaceae
Product: adenosylmethionine decarboxylase SPE2
Exons: 3
Coding region: 1-1428 (475 amino acids)
Biological process (GO): spermine biosynthetic process; spermidine biosynthetic process
Cellular component (GO): cytosol
Molecular function (GO): adenosylmethionine decarboxylase activity
Source: RefSeq, a predicted model, not a curated record
AUGGUUUACAUUGGAAUUCCCAAGAAUUAUACGCAGUCGCCAUCCUCGUUUAUGGCGACCCCGUCUCUAACCAUCAACCACGAGGUGACACAGGAUCUUGACUCUACCAACGCCUUCGAAGGACCCGAGAAGCUUCUAGAGGUCUGGUUUGCCCCGUCCGCCAAUGAACUGGGCUCGUCUCAACCUACCGGCCUAAAGGCCGUGCCCGAGGAGGUCUGGAAGGACAUGCUGGAUCUUGUCAAUUGCCAGGUGCUUUCCAUUGUCUCGUCCGAGGACGUCGAUGCGUACCUUCUGUCAGAGUCCAGCAUGUUCGUCUGGCCUCACAAGCUUAUCCUCAAAACAUGCGGCACCACCACUCUGCUCUCCGGAUUGCCCCGCAUUCUUGAGAUUGCUGCUCUGUUCGCCGGUUUCCCCAAGUCCGCGGCUCCUUCCGGCAGGGCUGGCAUUGCCGCUGCCCCGUACCGGGUGUUCUACAGCCGCAAGAACUUCCUGUUCCCUGACCGCCAGCGUGGUCCCCACCGCAGCUGGAGGGAUGAAAUGAACGGCGAGCAUUGGUACCUGUAUCUGACCGAACCCAACACCUUGCUCACGCCCCCGGCCAGUCCUAAGGGUGAUGAGGAGGUCACGGAGACCAAGUUCCUCCAAAUUCCGGAAGGUGGUUUGCCGCAGAGAGAUGAUGCCAAUGAUGAGACGCUUGAGGUGCUAAUGACCGACUUGGAUGAAGAGAAUGCCAAGCAGUUCUAUCUUGACAAUGCCACCGCUGUUGCUGAGAAGCGCUACCGCAACUUUGACAAGGACAACAGCGACCACGUCGAUGUGUUCAGCAACAACUCAGACAUGGAUCUGGAGGACACGGAUGGAACCCGCAUUCUGCCACCGGAACUGACUACGGAGGGUCACGCCUUGGGAACUGUCGUGUCCGAGUCUUGCGGCCUUUCGGAUGUCUAUUCCAAGGAGCAGUUCCCCGAGUCGCGCAUUGACGCCUACCUGUUUACUCCCUGCGGCUUCUCUGCCAACGGCGUCAUCCCGUCUCCGGACCCGAAGGCCAACACCCACUACUUCACGGUGCAUGUGACGCCCGAGCCUCACUGCUCCUAUGCGUCCUUCGAGACCAACGUGCCGCACUCGCAGAACGGUCAGACCACUGCGGGUAUUGUGAAGCAGGUGGUGAACAUCUUCAAGCCGGGCCGCUUCACUGUGACUCUGUUUGAGAACAAGCCCAGUGAUGCCGAGCUGAGCGGCAUCGGCGAGGCCAAGUACAUCGAACGGCAGGCAGCCCGUCGGAAGUCUCAAGUGGAGCACAUCGAAGGAUACCGUCGGGUGGAUCGCAUCGUUCACGAUUUGGAUGGUUAUGACCUUGUCUUCCGCUACUAUGAGCGGCUGGACUGGAAAGGGGGGGCUCCUCGACUCGGAGAAGAGCGCAUCUAA